Molecule: messenger RNA, 7661 nt
Organism: Petromyzon marinus (sea lamprey)
Lineage: Eukaryota; Metazoa; Chordata; Hyperoartia; Petromyzontiformes; Petromyzontidae
Product: unconventional myosin-Ib-like
Biological process (GO): endocytosis; actin filament-based movement; actin filament organization
Cellular component (GO): plasma membrane; brush border; myosin complex
Molecular function (GO): microfilament motor activity; actin filament binding; ATP binding
Source: RefSeq, a predicted model, not a curated record
GGUGGUGGUGGGGGUGACGGCGGAGUGCGGGCCAGCUUUUGUUCACUCUGCCAUCCUCGGCUUAGAGCAGCAGCAGCAGCAGAGAGAGGAGCCCAGCACCCUCCAUGUGGAACUGAGUCCGGAGUAUCCUGCCCGUGAGGCUGCUACAUUCACGAGGCUGCAGUGAUCGGCCAUCAUGGAGCAGAGCAAGGUGACCUCGCUGCUGGACGACAAGGUGGGCUUGGCGGACAUGGUGCUGCUGGACCCUCUCACCGAAGACUCCUUCCUCAAGAACCUCAGGGAGCGCUUCAAGCACGACGAGUUCUACACGUACAUCGGGAACGUGGUCCUGUCGGUGAACCCUUACAAGCCGUUGACUAUCUACUCCGCGGAGAAAGUGGAGGAGUAUCGCAACCGGAACAUCUACGAGCUCAGCCCCCAUGUGUUUGCAAUUGCUGAUGAGGCGUACCGUUCACUUCGUGACGCUGACAAGGACCAAUGUAUUCUCAUCACCGGAGAAAGCGGAGCGGGCAAGACCGAGGUCAGCAAGUACGUGAUGUCUUACGUGGCUGCCGUGUGCGGCAAAGGCGAGGAGGUGAACAUGGUGAAGGAGCAACUGCUGCAGUCCAACCCGGUCCUCGAAGCGUUUGGAAAUGCUAAGACCAUCCGUAAUGACAACUCUUCGCGCUUUGGCAAGUACAUGGACAUUGAGUUUAACUUCAAAGGGGACCCAGUUGGAGGCAUCAUCCGCAACUACCUGCUGGAGAAGUCUCGCGUGGUUUACCAGCUUCAGGGGGAGAGGAACUUCCACAUUUUCUACCAGCUGCUGGCCGGUGCUUCCCCAAGCCUUCUAGCAUCCCUGAAGCUUCAGCAGAACCCUUCCGUCUACACCUACCUCAUGCAGGGCAAAACUGCCCACGUGGAAGGCCUCAACGACAGCCAGUCCUUCCACACCGUGCAGAAAGCCAUGCAGGUGAUUGGCUUCUCUGACGAGGAGAUAGCCACAGUAUGGGAGGCAUUGGCCGUUGUGCUCAAGCUUGGGAACAUCGUGUUCGUGGACAUCCCGCGCACCAAUGGGCUGGACGAGUGCACGUUCAAGGAGUCCAAAGAAUUGGACGAGGUGUGUGCUCUGUUGGGACUGGACGACGAGCUCCUUGAAAGGGCGCUCACAAAGCGAACUGUGGAGGCUAACAAGGAGAAAGUGUCGACGACGCUCAACAUGGCACAGGGAAAAUAUGCACGGGAUGCCCUUUGCAAAAACCUCUACAACCGACUGUUCAGCUGGUUAGUGAGUCGGAUCAACGAGAGCAUCAAGGUCAAGUCUAAAAUCAAGAAGAAGGUGAUGGGAGUUCUGGACAUAUAUGGCUUUGAGAUAUUUGAGGUGAACAGCUUUGAGCAGUUCAUCAUAAACUUCUGUAACGAGAAGCUUCAGCAGAUCUUCAUCGAGCUCACCCUCAAGGAGGAGCAGGAAGAGUACAUACGAGAGGGAGUGAAAUGGAUCCAAAUUGAAUACUUAAACAACGCCAUCAUCUGUGACCUGAUUGAGAACUCCAAAACUGGCAUUCUGUCCAUGCUGGAUGACGAGUGCAUGCGUCCGGGCAAUGUGACUGACUCCACCUUCCUGGACAAGCUCAACGACAAGUGUGGCAAGCACAAGCACUUCGAGAGCCACAACAGCCUGAGCAUCAAGCGCUCGAUCGACAACUCCCUGCCUUAUCGGUGCUUCCGUGUGCAGCACUACGCCGGCAUGGUGACGUACAGCGUGGAUGGCUUCGUGGACAAGAACAACGACCUGUUGUUCCGCGACAUCUCGCAGACCAUGUGGCAGAGCCAGCGGAAGCUGGUGCGCGAUCUCUUUCCUGAGGGCAACCCCAGCAAGCAGUCGCUCAAGCGACCGCUCACGGCCAGCAGCCAGCUCAAGACAUCGGUCAACGCCCUCAUGAAAGACUUGCUCAUCAAGAACCCCAACUACAUCAGGUGCCUCAAGCCCAAUGACCGCAAGUCGAGCAGCCUCUUCCAGGACGAGCUGGUGUUGAACCAGGUGCGCUACCUGGGCCUGAUGGAGAACGUGCGUGUCAGGCGAGCGGGAUACGUGUUCCGCCAGCUCUAUGCGCUGUGCCUUCACCGGUACAAGAUGCUCGGCAGCCAAACGUGGCCGCAUUGGAACGGCGAUGCCAAGGAGGGGGUGAAAAGUAUCCUGGUGGACCUGAAACUUCCCCAGGAGGAAUACGCCUUUGGGGUUACCAAGGUCUUCAUCAAGAGCCCCACCACGCUGUUCCAGCUAGAGCGGAAACGCACGGAGCGCAUGCACGAGCUGGCCACCCUCAUCCAGAAGACGUACCGCGGCUACAAGUGCCGCACUCACUUCCUCCUCAUGAAGAAGAGCCAGAUAAUCAUCGCCAGCUAUGUCCGAUCACACCAAGAACGCAAGCGGUACGUGAAGACUCUGGAGUGCAUUGUUCUCCUGCAGCGCAUUGUCCGCGGAUGGAAGGCCCGCAGACUCCUGCGCCACCUCAAGCACCAGAAAAAACUCAACGACGCCGCGACCGUUAUUCGCGCCUACUGGUGUGGUUUCCAGGUUCGACGGCAGGUGAAUCAGAGGAAGGAGCUUGGAAGACGCAAGCAUGCAGUGGCUGUAAUCUGGGCAUACUGGACAGGGCACAAGGUGCGGAAGGCGCAUCGGAAGCACUUCAAAGGAAAUGCCGGCAAGAGGAUUUACGAUUUCUUGAUUCUCUGCAUCAUGAGGCGAUACUUCCUGCGUCUGCAGGACUCGCUGCCCAAGCUGUCUCCCACGGAUCGCAAGUGGCCUGCCUACCCCAACUUGUUCCUGGAGCCUGCACACCAGGAGCUGCGACGCAUUCACCACCUGUGGAGGUGCAAGGUCUACCGCAGCAAGUUUGAUGACAAGAAGAAAGCCAUCUUCGAGGAGAAACUGUCUGCUAGUGAGCUCUUUAAAGACAAGAAGGCUCUCUACCCAACCACGGUGCCGCAGCCCUUCAAGGGCACUUACCUGGAUAUGACCAAGUAUGACAAGCUUGCGACCGCGGUGCCGGGCCCGCACAUCUUUGCCGAGAGCAUUUUGAAGAUCAACCGAGGCAACGGAAAGGGUUCGCCACGUUUGGUGGUGCUCACAAAGAAGAAUCUGUUUCUGACAGACAAGUCGGGGCAGGUGAAGUCAGAAAUUGCUUUGAAAGAGGUCACGGGUCUCUCUCUCAGCAGUCUAACCGAUGGCCUGUUGGCUCUACACUUAAAACAGGGCACCACGGCAGCAGGCAAGGGCGACUUUGUACUGAGCAGUGAGCAUGCAAUAGAGCUCAUCACCAAGAUUCAUCGUGCGGUCAUGGCGAGCAACAAAGAGAAAAUGGAGAUAAAAAUCUCCAACGAGUUUCCAGUGCGUUUUAAGGAAACGCAGGUUAACGUAAGGAUUUCCCCGUCGGGCCAGAGCAACGGGGCCAAGCUGGUGUGCAAGCGGAAGGGCACGGGACUGGAGGUCGCCAUCUAGAAACGCAGCUGCCAUCAUCUCUCCUCACACCCUACUUGUCGCCCCUAAUUUUUUCCCCAUUCCCAUUGCAUCAAAGCUGGCAGAUUAAGUGAAUGCGAACAGAGAGGGCCAUAACGAGAUCUUAUUUUUUUAAGUAAAUGCAUUAAGCAGGGAUAGAUUGUCAAGGUGCCACAUGAAGAAAUGUCUACUGAGAUGGGGUUUUUUUGGAGUUAGUACUGAAGUCCGAAUUACUAUGGUAAAUGGUAAAACAGUAAAGGCCCUGUCUUUUGCACAUACACAGGGGUGCCUUUUAAUGUUUCUGUCACGGUUUACAUAGAAAUGAACGGCAAGGGAGCAUUGAAGUAGAAAUUAAAAUGGUAGUGCCCUCCACAACUGUCCUGUUGAGACAUUUGUAAAUGAUCGAUAAAGAAUGACAUGUAAUCAUAUAAAAUGUCUAUUUUUGAAUCGUUUUUGUAAACGUUGAUAGGCAAAUGUUAUGAAAAGUAGAUGAAUUUACAUAGCUAUUGGAAACUCAAAUAUCUUUUCAGAACAAACUGCUAUUGACAUUAUAAAAGUGAGGGCUGUUUCUAAAAAAUGCCAAAUUUAAGUCAUGUAAAGGUUCAUGUGUUUUUUUUAUUUUAUUUUAUGUAAUUUCGAUUUUAUGUAGAUGGAAAUUAAUUUUCAUUCCCUAUUUUAAGUUUAAAACAUACGUUGAAAAACAUUGAAUAAAAUGUAUGAUGACUAUACUGUAAUUGAAGAUAGUAAUGUACUUGAUAGAAACGUGCUGCCAGUUUCACAUUGUUCACUUGUUACUGAUGAAGAUUUACUCAAUGAUUAGUACCAUAAGUGGUAUUACUGGUACCAUAAUUGGUAUUACUGAUGUAAUAAUAAAAAUUUUGAACUAUUAUGAAUACGUUCAGAAUGUCUCAUUGAAUAAAUACAGUAUGGUUCAUAUUUCUUUUUUUUAACCUGACAAUUGCAAAAUUAAAGCUAUUUUACGAAUACACUACAGCAGUUGGUCAUGUGAUGGUUUUUUUCUCACAGUGAUUGGGCACUUUUAACUUUUAUAAAAUGGUAUCAGCUUAACACCUGAAGAUAGCUACAUAUCUGCUGUGGUGGAUGCCAGCACAUUGAGUUAGCGAUGAUAGUUGGGAUGAAUACGUUUUAGAAAGAGAUUUCUGGUUUGGAAGAACAUUUUUUGUUAAAUCAGUGUAUUUUUUUAGGGUUAUGCAAUACCAAAUAGAAACUGAACAACAAAAAUGAUUGGAUUAAGUUGAUAAUGUACCACCCUAUAAAAUUAGCAGUGGUGUCUUAAGACAUGCAGAGAAUUUCCCUGCUAAUACAAUGAAGCAGCUUUUGUCCCGCUUGCAAUACCUAUUUGAGUCCUUUAUGUAAAUGUAGGAUUGUUAUGAAGGUAGCCAGUCGAUCCAAUUUGUGGGUUUACUCUCAAACGCACCGGUGUGCCGAAGUAGUGACUAAUUGGCACGUUUUGUUUACAUGACAAUCCUUACUAAUUGGCCGUGUCGGGUGGUGGCGGGUUUAAUGACAUUCAUAUUUAUGCGAUAUAACCCAAAAAAAAACUUUAUUAUGGAUAUUAGUUGCAAAAGCCUACGUGUUAAGUUGACCCUUGACUGGCAUUUGAACCCACAGAGUUUAGUGCUGUUGACCAAAGUACAAUGCAGUUAAAACAAUAUUUUGUAUGUUACCUGAGCAUUACAUAUUAAGUAUACCAACAUUCUAAGAACAAUAAUGAAAAGGCCAAAACGCAUAACUUUGUUUCUUUUCUGUUAUUGGUGAUGCGUAUAUAUUCUCUAGAGUGUAAAUAAUUCUACUCUGAGCUCCACCAUGGCAUUGAUCAUUUUGUUUUUCUCAAAAAAGAUAUAAAUGUUCUUGCAUGAUUUGAAAUGUGACAUUUGUUAUACACUAUAUAGACUACAAAUUUAACUAUUGUUCACCAUUUCACCAGUUGUAAUACUAUCACAUUUCCUAUCAAGCUAGACAUUUAAUCACAAUGCAUAGUUUAAAUUUCACUUUGUUCAUUACAUUGCAAAUACCUUUAGUUUACAUUCGCAUUACUUACUAAGAACAAAUGUGUUUUUUUAUUUGAUUUAACAAAAUUAGUAAUUACUAUGGAAGCUAACUAAAUAUGCUCACAACAAUCAAUUGAAUUUUGAUUUAAAGCUUUCGUGACUGCAGGGAUUCAUAUUCUUGGUUCUUUCGGUAAAGUCACCACGUAGAAGGGACUCUACGUGACUUUACCGAAAGAACCAAGAAUACCAAUCAAUUGCUUAGUUUUUCAGAUUUUUAGUUCCAAGAGAUAAUAAAGCAUUUAGCUUAUGGUGAAGCAUUUAGCUGUAUUAUACAGUUGUAACAUUACAGACUGAUAUACAAUUAUGAGCCAUUGUACACAACACGUGAAAAUGUGCCAAACAUUUUUGACAAAACAUCAAAUUUUUCCUACUAUUUGGCUGUGGAGACGAUGUGGUUUUAACAUUCUAUUUUUUUUUUAACUUAACAGAAUAUUCUAUGUUCAAAUAUAUAAUGCAUGCUCGGUGCUUUAAUGGUUUGUCAUUUGUUAUUUUCAUAUGCCCAUUGUAUUUGGAUACCCCUACUGAUGUCAACUGCUAUUCCGGUCAAAUGAACCACAGUUCUAGAAUGGUUUUAUUCAUUUAAAUGUAUAAUUUUUCUCAUUUAAAUAGUUACACUCUUGUCACCGCCCCAUUGUAAUGGUCAAUAGAAAUAACAAAGUAAGGAUCACAACACUAUCUCACAGGCAAAUGCAUUGUGUUCGAUAAAGUAGAAACAAUAUUACAAAUACUACCACAUUAAUUAUGGCGGUCUAUGGCUUAAGAUUGCAGAGCAUGGACAUGGUAGUCGUGCCCGACACUGCCUGGCCAUCUUUACAGCAUCGAAAGUGAUAAAUGUGGCGUCAGAUGCCCGUUAUGGACUGAGUUAUCUAUUGUGAUACCAGUCGAGAUGUAAAUAGUUUCCAGGGCAUAUGAGACAUUGGAGCUGAAUUGCAUUGCACAAUAUUAUCAGUGCAGCAAACACAAAUGGGCAGUCUUUCGCUUCCCAAAAUAAUUCAACAUACCAUAUACCAUUUUGAAUCCAGUGCUGUAUUAAAAUAUGGUAUUAUUAAGACUGUCCCUUCAUAAUACGCCUGCUUAAGAUGUGAUUUGAUCAAUGCCUAGUGGUAUCUGAUUUUAUACACCAUUUGCGCAUAUUAUUUCUCACUUUACAGUGCCCUGCGAUGUGUCCCAUAGUCAUUUCUGCCGAGUAAGCUUGCUGAUUGUUCACUAUGCUGUAAUAAAUGCUGGUGAUGUACUGUGCCUAUUCUGCCAGGUUUUAGCAACACACGCUGGCACAUUGUUUUGACUGCACUGCAGGGACGAAUAGUGAAUGCUGCAGUGACUGCAAUGUGUCUGGUUCUUACUCUGGAGGCCCUGGAAACCUCAUACAAGGAAGGGCAUUGUCCGCAAAUGUUAUUAUGGUGAAGCACAUUGCAUAGAUAUUUCAGUGAACGAAAUUGCUGACAACCCACACUGCAUCGUAUUCUUCGUACAACAAAGUAAUUUGGGGGAUAAAAUGGGUUUUUGUAUUUUGUAAUUAUAAUUAGAAUUUAAUUAAUAGCGUUUAAUAUUGCACUUUUGUGAAAUUGUCUUCUCUUGAGAUUGCUAAUAGUGCAGGCCACCAGCCACCCUGCUGAGCUCUCCAUGCAGCACGAACAAGGCUGGGCCGCGGGGUUGUAGUGCAUCGUGCAUUGAGCGUCAGCAUGGUACUCAAUUCUUAACCAAUUUUAAAGUCAAUGUCCAAAUCUCAAAAAAUAUCAAAAAUAUUUAGGUGUAUAUAUACCUACAUUGGGUCUCAUAUAUAUUUUGUUGUUGUUACUUUGUCCAUGGACCUUAAUAUUGGUUGUAAAUGAGCAUACCUAAAUACUGUAUUCUAUGUUUUAUGUUAGUUAAAAUUGUAACACUUUUAAGGAAAUGUUAUGUAUGAUUAAAGGACAACACAUCAAAGUAAUUUUUUUUCGUAGUUUAACAUGUUUCCGCAUGUCAUGUUGAUCUACUUUGGUGAAAAUGAGAUCCAUGAAUCGUGAUUGUUAAAUUCUUCAAUUAAUAGUUGCGUAAAUGUUGUUUUCUUUAUACAAUGUGUGAAUUGUUGUAAUACUGUGUAAUUUGAAAAUACAGCUAGUAUAUGACAG